Oncorhynchus mykiss (rainbow trout) is the source of this 2989-nucleotide messenger RNA. RefSeq names its product membrane progestin receptor delta-like. NCBI's taxonomy places the organism in Eukaryota, Metazoa, Chordata, Actinopteri, Salmoniformes, Salmonidae. Gene Ontology annotation, molecular function: signaling receptor activity. Gene Ontology annotation, cellular component: membrane. The record is from RefSeq and is a predicted model, not a curated record.
GGGUGGGGUGGACAACGGUGGUGGGGGCUGGGCCCAGGCCUGGGGCUGGGACCGCUGUAUGCAAUGGGAACCAGGGCCUGGAGAGGGGGCACAGGCCCCAGCAUUUGACUGCCCAGUCUGGUGUGUCCUCUGCCAGGGAUGUAGGGCUAGGCUCAGGGAGGCCUGCCAGAGAGGGAGGGGGGCCAUCAGACUGCCCACAGACAUGCUUAGCAUCAAACUCCCCCAGCUCUUUGACAUCCACCAAGUCCCCAAGGUGUUCCGGGAGGAUGGCAUCAUCUCGGGAUACCGUCACCCCCAAAGCUCCGCCCUGGACUGCAUCCUUAGCAGCUUCCAGAUGACCAAUGAGACCGUCAACAUCUGGACCCACUUCCUGCCCACAUGGUACUUCCUGUGGCGCUUCAGUGUCCUGUGCUCCACACUGAACUUCCUGUCGGAGAGCUACACCUGGCCGCUGCUGGUGUACAUGCUGCUAAUCUGCGUGUACCCCUUCACCUCCAGCUGUGCCCACACCUUCAGCACCAUGUCCCCCGAGGCACGCCACAUCUGCUACUUCUUCGACUACGGCGCCCUCAGCCUCUACAGCCUGGGUUGUGCCAUAACUUAUAGCUCCUAUGUGAUGCCUGACUGCUGGGUCAACAGCUGGCUGCACCAACACUUUGUGCCCAUCGCCAUCUGCAACACACUAUUCUGCACCAGCCUGUCCUGCUAUUCUAGAUUUCUGGAGAUGCAGUUUCCACACCGGAGUAAAAUUCUCCGGACAGGGGCAUUUGUCUUUCCAUUCAUCUUUGACAACAUCCCUCUAUUUUACAGACUGCUGCUGUGCUGCGGGGGCAGCUGCUGUCACAGUGAGGCCCUGCCCAGUCACUGUUACCACCUCCUCUUCGCCUUCCUCACCUGCUUCCUGUUUGCCUCACACCUCCCAGAGAGGCUGGCCCCGGGGCGCUUCGACUACUUUGGUCACAGUCACCAGCUUUUCCACAUCUGUGCCGUGGUGGGUACCCACUUCCAGAUGGAGGCGGUGCUAGCAGAUAUGACCUCACGCAGGGCGUGGCUCAUCGCCCAGGCGGCCAUACCCUCCUUCCUGAGUACCCUGGGGGCACUGGCCCUCGGCAUCAUCCUCAACCUAGGCAUCAUUGGCAUCUUCAGUGCACCUCUGCUGUGGAACCCUCACCACAGUGCCAACCACCCACUGACGCCACCCACGAAACGCAAGGAACAGUGACACUCCCCACAACCAGUGACCACCCAGUAUGUUCAAAUGAAAAGGUUUGGCUAAAUCAUUCUACCAGUCGUGAACUUUGGAAAUAAUAACCAUAAGAAGUUAUAUUAUACCUUUUAAAACCAGGUAGUAUUUGUAUAAACCCAUUGGAUUAUUAUCACAGGAUGGUUUUUCUACAUGUUAUUCUAACGUCAUUAUAAGGUUUGUUUAGGAGUUUAUUCAUGUGUUCACUGUUUGAAGCCGAAUACCCAGCUAUUUUUAUGAAGCCUUUCAGUUAUUCAGUAUCAUUGUAUACCGUUAAAAGUUUUGGAGGUAUUUUGAGUUAAAGUAUCAUAUGCCAACUUCUUUUCACUUAUACUUGAAAGGAUCUGGGUUGUAUGAAGCAUAUGUGAUGUCUAACAACACAUGAAAGUGCCUUUUUUAUAUAUAUAUAUAUAUUGACCCAAAUGUUACCUAAGUACUCGUAAAUAUUAUUUCUGGUUCGUGUAAAUCUCAAACUGGAAAAAUCUUUAACUGUAAAUUUGCAGGGAAUUUUCACAUUAAUAUAUAAGUAUUUAGCUACUGUUUUUCAAAUGUCCUAUAUAUUUAUUAGCCAUUAUUAGAACAUCUCAAAACGCAUAUUUAAUAUAAAUUAUGACUAUCCAUUACAUGAUUCUCUAAAAUAAUCUGUACUCUCACUAACUGGACUACUUAGUAUGAUUCCACCAUUUUGUUUUAAUAUUCAAUACCAUCUCAUUUAAAUCUCCACUAUGACUUUAAUAGAUUUACAGACCAGUGUAGUGCUCAUUCAGAUUAACCUUCUCUAAAGGACCUAAAAGGGUUCUUCGACUGCCCCCAUAGGAGAACCCUUUAAAGAACCCUUUUUGGUUCCAGCUAGAACCCUUUUGAGUUCCUUGUAGAACCCUUUCCACAGAGGGUUCUACAUAGAACCCAAAAGAGUUAUAUCUGGAGUCAAAAAGGGUUCUACCUGAAACCAAAAAGGUUUCUCCUAUGGGCACAGCCGGAGAACCCUUUUGGAACCCUUUUUUUCUAAGUGUGUACCUGAAAGCUACAGCACUGUACCAUGUCUAUGAUUAAAAAACAGGUGACAUUUUGCAGAGGUACGUUUCCAUGGAAACUUCAUGGUUCUUCGCAGUUUGUGUUCCUGUGAAUGCCCAGUCACUUGAAUUGUUCUUUGGAGUACUCUUAUUUUUUACUUCUACAACAUACAGAAAUGGUCAUUGGAUGCAUUUUUUUGAAACAUUACGUGCUGUUUAAACGUCAGAGAAUUACUGAAAUUCUACCUAACAUACACAUGCUUUAGGGAGAUAGGACAUUCCAAAUGACCUUGUUUAUAACAGCUAUCUAAUGGAAGAAAUCUUAGAUGAUGGUGCACAACAGAACUGAAUAAGUGAUGUCAUCUCACCUCCCAGGAAUGGGGAUGUGGUCAGUGGAGGUCAAAGGCUCUUGGCACUGUCGUAUUCAUGUGGUAUCGUGGUGGUCAUUGCAGGUUUAUGGCAAACCAAUACACCGCUCACCCCAUGCUGGUAUAACAUUGUCAGUGGCUAUUGUUUACAUGUAUCCUCGAAAAAGAGUGUGGUAUCUCUUGAGUAUUUAUUCCUUGUAGUAUAUAUAACAGCACCUACUGUUUCUGUUCAGUUGUAAAGUGUGAAGCAUAUGUACAGGUAAUGUACAGCCAAAAUAAAGGAAACACCAACGUAAAGUGUCUUAAUAGGGUGUUGGGCCACCACGAGCUUCCAGAACAGCUUCUAUGCCUUGGCAUAGAUUCUA